CGUGAAGGCGUCGUCUAGCAGCAGCAGCCAUCCGCAUCAAACAGAUUCAUUCAGUGUUUGGCUGCAGCGCAGACAACAACAGCUACCUCCCUCAGUCCUGAUGCUGCACAGCUAUAGGACAAAGGAAACAUUUAAAGCUUUGCUUUUCUAACAAAGAACCAUAAAAUCAACAAUAUAAGGUCUUAUACUAGAAGAUCACAGUGAAGACAACAGUUGUUUUGUUAAACAAAUCCCUCCACAGACGAUCUGAAGAAUUUAAAAGCUGAUUUUCUUCUGUGUUCAGUCAAGACGCCACGACCACAAUUGUUAAGAGAUAUCCAAGCAUGUCAGGGGCCUAAUGUUUCUGUGUUAAAAGCUUAUUGUGACCAAUCAGCUCUGUCUGGAAGAAAAAUGAGGAUCCAAACAUGCUCAUAACCCAAGGGGUUCAGUCUGCCUCAGUCCCACGGGCAAGGCAGCGUUUACUCCGGCACCCAGCCCUGCAGCAGCUCCUCUGAAUCCUCAUGUGCACCCGUUACUGAGGGACUCGUAAGCACAGCCAGGGGCCGACUAAAGCUCAAAACUGCAGCUGCAGCCAUGACUUCAUCGGACAAUGAUGAAACGGGGAGCGAUCUGUCCGAGUCUAUGGAGAUCCGCGAGCUCCAAGACCAGUACAUGGAUGCAGAGAACAGCUUUAAGUCCAAGAGUUUACCCAUCCUGAAUGGACCCAGUCACCAGGACGGCGGGGGCGGCGAGUCUCUGCUGGUCAACACAACCCACACCUGCGUGGCCGUGGAGGAGAGCUGUGUGCUCCAGCUGAAAACCCCCAGCUCCAGCCAGGCGGAGUCCCCCUCCUCCAGGACAGACUUCUCCCCCUCUUUCUCCAGCAUGGUGGGGCUCAGCAGCUCUCUGCCGGUGGAGGGUCGCAGGCCGGCGGGCUCAGGGGGCAAAAAACUUGGUUUCUCUCUCACCCGCUUCAUUCGCAUCCCGGCCCGCAAGUACGUGCGGGUCAUCCUGAGCGACUCGCGCUGCUUCCUGUUCUGCAUGUGCUACCUAACCUUCAUUCAGUCCCUGAUGGUUUCAGGCUACCUGAGCAGCGUCAUCACCACCAUCGAGAAGCGCUACAGUCUGCGUAGCUCGGAGUCCGGCCUGCUGGUCAGCUGCUUUGACAUCGGCAGCUUGCUGGUGGUCGUCUUCAUAUCCUACUUCGGGGGCCGAGGUCAGAGGCCGCGCUGGCUGGCCGUGGGCGGCGUCGUGAUCGCCGUGGGAGCGGCGUUGUUUUCCCUGCCGCACUUCAUCUCACCACCCUACCAGAUUCAGGAGAUGAACUCUUCAACCGGCCAAGAAGGGCUCUGCCAGAGCGGCAACGGCAGCGGGCGCGAGCUGCUCGACGUGGCGUCCUGCCCCCGCGACCAGGAGGGCAACGAGCACAACCUGUACGUGGCGCUCUUCAUCUGCGCCCAGAUACUCGUGGGCAUGGGCUCCACCCCGAUCUACACCCUGGGGCCCACCUACCUGGAUGACAACGUGAAGAAAGAAAAUGCAUCUCUCUAUCUGGCCAUAAUGUAUGUAAUGGGGGCCCUGGGACCUGCAGCUGGUUACCUGCUGGGAGGUGUCCUCAUUGGCUUCUACGUCGACCCCAAAACGGUUGUGAACAUCGACCAGAAUGACCCUCGCUUCAUCGGCAACUGGUGGAGUGGAUUCCUCCUAUGCUCCAUAGCUAUGCUUCUGGUGAUCUUCCCCAUGUUUGGCUUCCCCAAAAAGCUGCCUCCGCGCCACAAGAAGAGGAAGAAGAAAAAAAUGGGCUCGUCAGCCGACGUGUCCAGCGACGAUGAUGUGAUGAAAGAGAAGUCAAGUGGCAAGGACCAAAAUGUGUCGUCCUCCAUGGGCUUUGGAAAAGAUAUCAAAGAUCUUCCCAAGGCUGCGCUGAGGAUCCUCAGUAACAUGACCUUCCUGUUUGUCAGCCUGUCCUACACAGCUGAGUGUGCCAUUGUCACCGCCUUCAUCACCUUCAUUCCCAAGUUUAUUGAAUCACAGUUUGGCAUCCCGGCCUCCAACGCCAGCAUCUACACUGGUCUGAUCAUCGUGCCCAGCGCCGGGGUUGGCAUCGUUCUGGGGGGCUACAUCAUCAAGAAACUAAAGCUCGGGGCAAGAGAGUCGGCCAAGCUGGCCAUGAUCUGCAGCGGCGUGUCUCUGCUCUGCUUUUCCACGCUCUUCAUAGUGGGCUGCGAGAGCAUCAAUCUAGGAGGCAUCAAUAUACCUUACACCAACGGUCCAACACUCACCAUGACCCACAGGAACCUGACGGGCAGUUGCAAUGUGAACUGUGGCUGCAGGAUCCACGAGUACGCUCCGGUCUGCGGCUCCGACGGCAUCACCUACUUCAACCCCUGCCUGGCUGGAUGCAACACUGUGGGCAAUGACAGCACUGGGAUCAGGAACUACACGGACUGUGGCUGCGUGCAGAGCAGACAGGUCAUCACCCCGUCCUCCGGCGGCCAGGUCAACCAGCUCCAGCUGGUCAUUGUCAAAACGUACCUGAAUGAGAACGGCUAUGCCACGUCGGGGAAAUGCGACCGCACCUGCAACACGCUCAUUCCCUUCCUCAUCUUCCUCUUCAUUGUCACACUCAUCACUGCAUGUGCCCAGCCCUCCGCCAUCAUCGUCACCCUCAGGUCUGUUGAUGAACAAGAGAGGCCUUUUGCUCUUGGGAUGCAGUUCGUUUUGCUCCGAACUCUCGCCUACAUCCCCACGCCCAUCUACUUCGGUGCUGUGAUUGACACCACCUGCAUGCUGUGGCAGCAGGACUGCGGCGUGCACGGCUCCUGCUGGGAGUACGACGUUACCUCGUUCCGCUUCGUCUACUUCGGCCUGGCGGCCAGCCUGAAGUUCGUAGGCUUCGUCUUCAUCUUCCUCACCUGGUACUCCAUCAAGCACAAGGAGGCGCGGGCGGAGCACUGGCGCCAGCACCUGCCUCCGCUGGGCACCGUCAGCGACCUCAUCUGCCACGCCGGCGGGCACAAGAGCCACGCCCGCACCCGCUCGUGCCCCGUGUUCAUCCCGCCGCGGCCCGAGCCGCCCGCCGCCCUGCUGCUCAACCGCGGACACAGCAGCCUCAGCUGCCCGGGCAACGCCCUCAAAGCAAUAACCCCGCCCAUCCUGCUGCCGCAUCACCACCGAGGCUCCGCCCAGGUCUGAAAGAGCAUACCAGCCUCCUGACUGGGGUUCAUCGUGACACGUGCCUUCCUGUUUGUGUUGCUGCACAACACGGUGUCUGCUUUACACCGACCCGGGCACCGGACUCACAGGCAGAGACACAAGUGCGCCCGCCAUACCUAAAGGGCUGCCAAUUCGUUUAUGGUAACAGGAGAUGCAAAUAUGUUUUUUCUCAGAGCAUAUCAUCAGCUGCAGCCACUCUCCACAUCAGUUUGGGCGAUGUACGAACAUCACACGGUGCUACUGUUAACGGACAGGGCAUUACAACCUCUGUACAGACAGAUGAGUCAUCAACAUGGCGUCUAAAGCACAAAAGACAAACUUGUACUAUGCAAAGUUUAAUGUACAGCUCCUUCUAUACUCCACUUGUGUACCUCCUUCCUCUCCGCGCAACUCACUUACACACUUCAUUGUUGUUGGCCCUUUUUACGGUCUCGUUUUUCCACGAAACAGCUGUUUCUGGUGUAUUUGGGCCUUUUUGCUUCACACAUGUUGUCUGCAUCCUCAGAUGAGACAAAAACAGGAUACUUUUCUUCUCCUCCCAA
Cololabis saira (Pacific saury) is the source of this 3737-nucleotide messenger RNA. RefSeq names its product solute carrier organic anion transporter family member 5A1. Gene Ontology annotation, molecular function: protein binding. The transcript is spliced from 10 exons. Bases 574 to 3174 code for a protein of 866 amino acids. Gene Ontology annotation, biological process: sodium-independent organic anion transport; transmembrane transport. NCBI's taxonomy places the organism in Eukaryota, Metazoa, Chordata, Actinopteri, Beloniformes, Belonidae. Gene Ontology annotation, cellular component: membrane. The record is from RefSeq and is a predicted model, not a curated record.